Messenger RNA from Cucurbita moschata (crookneck pumpkin), 704 nucleotides. Its product is annotated as MLP-like protein 43. Gene Ontology annotation, biological process: defense response. NCBI's taxonomy places the organism in Eukaryota, Viridiplantae, Streptophyta, Magnoliopsida, Cucurbitales, Cucurbitaceae. The transcript is spliced from 3 exons. Bases 32 to 517 code for a protein of 161 amino acids. The record is from RefSeq and is a predicted model, not a curated record.
GUAGCAAUAUCUAUCUUAGUAACUCAACGUCAUGGCUCUCUAUGGAAAGUUGGAGACUGAUGUAGAAAUUAAGGCUUCGGCUCAAAAGUUUCAUGAAAUAAAUCAUAAAAAACCUCACCAUAUAUCCAAAGCCUCUUCAGAUAAAGUACAAGGGUGUGAAUUACACGAAGGCGAAUGGGGCAAAGUUGGCAGUAUCCUCUAUUGGCACAACGUUUAUGAUGGGAAGGAUCAUGUGACAAAGAGCGUAACCGAAGAUGUCGAUGAGGAGAACAAUUCAUUCACCUGGACAAUGUUGGAGGGAGACCUUGAGAAGUCCUACAAGAGCUUCAAGAUGAAAAUCCAAUGUAUCCCAAAGGAUAAGGGAAGUGUAAUUCGCUAUACUUUGGAAUAUGAAAAGCUGCAUGAAGGAAUUCCAGAUCCACACACUUUUCUUCAGCUUUGUGUUGAUGUCGCCAAAGACAUUGAUGCUUACCUUAUGGGAGACAAUAAUGAAGGUUCAUUUAUAGCCAAGGCAUGAGCAACAAACCACCCAUAGCUCUUGGGUGGGCUAUUACUAUGGAAUGGAAUAAUAAUUGGCUAUUACUAUGUUUGCUAAUUAGUGUUUUAUACUUAAAUAAACAUAUCAUGCCGUGAUUUAGCCUGUUCUAUGUCACGGUCACUGUAAUAUAGAUCUUUAUAUGGUUCUGAUGGGUCUCGACCAUGCC